Messenger RNA from Camellia sinensis, 1366 nucleotides. RefSeq names its product zinc finger protein BRUTUS. The record is from RefSeq and is a predicted model, not a curated record. NCBI's taxonomy places the organism in Eukaryota, Viridiplantae, Streptophyta, Magnoliopsida, Ericales, Theaceae.
AUUUUGAUGAAAUCUCUCUCUAUCUGAAGAUGAUGAAGGCCAAAUCAAUUGCUAAGGUGAUCAUCUCAUCUCUUCUCUUCUCUUCUCUUCUCUUCGGUUGCUAAGGUUACUGAACCAAUCGACUACUAGCCCUAAAGUUGUUCAACAUCAAUUGGUUUAGGGUAAACGAAAGUUGUGACUCUUAUUUUUGAACAGAGCUUCGAGUCUUCUUCUUCUUCAACAUAGCUUCGACUUGCAGCCCUAACAGGUCAUCUUUCCAGCUCUUGAUAUACAUGUGAAGAAUGUGGCACAAACUUACUCCCUUGAGCAUGAGAGAGAAAGUGUUCUUUUUGAUCAGUUUGCGCUCCUGAAUUCAAAUAUGCAAAAUGAAGAAAGCUAUAGGAGAGAACUAGCCUGUUGUACAGGAGCUCUUCAAACAUCUAUUAGUCAGCACAUGUCCAAGGAAGAGGAACAGGUCUUCCCCUUGCUUAUUGAGAAGUUUUCAUUUGAAGAGCAGGCAUCAUUAGUAUGGUAGUUUCUGUGCAGCAUUCCUGUAAGUAUGAUGGCAGAGUUCCUCCCAUGGCUUUCGUCUUCUAUUUCAUCUGAUGAAUGCCAGGAUAUGUGCAAGUGCUUGAGCAAAAUAAUCCCAGAAGAGAAGCUUCUUCAACAGGUUAUAUUCACUUGGAUGGAUGGGGUGAAAACUAAUGACAAACAUAAGAGUUGUGAUGAUUCUAAGGACCAAGGUUCUCCAGAUUCUGAUGCUAUCACCUUAAAUAGUUCAACAAUGAAAGCACAUUGUGCCUCUGAAUCUUCCAGGACGUGUAAAAGAAAAUGUGUGGAACCAAAUUGCAAUCUUGAGGAGUCCACUCCGGCUCGUCCAGUAGAUGAAAUAUUGCAUUGGCAUAAGGCUAUAAAAAGAGAAUUGAAUGAUAUAGCUGAAGCAGCCAGAAGGAUACAAUUGGCUGGAGAAUUUUCUGAUUUAUCUGCAUUCAAUAAGAGGCUACCAUUUGUUGCAGAAGUUUGUAUCUUUCACAGAGCUCCAAGUGUAGGAAAAGAAAAACUCCAAUAACAGAUGAUUCUCUUGAGAACCAAAAAGAUUCUACAUCUGGUCAGGAGAAUGAAGCUGGCAGAUCAACAAGGCUGCUGAGAAAGCGAAAAAAUGGAUGUGAGCUUGUUGAUGGGGCUUCUCAUACUAAUGCCCUAGUAGUUCUCUUGUGGUUCUCUUAUAGUUGUCGAUAUGUUUAGAAAGUUAGAUAUGUAUAGUUUUAGAAGGUUUAAAAUUUUUGUGCAGAGUUUUCGAAUGUUUGAAAUGCAUAGACAAUUGUUGAAUAUUUAUAAUUUAUGGAUAUAGUUUUUUUUUAAUGUUUCAAACAAUAUUUUGGUGCUC